CCACCAGAAUUUAACAACGUAAGUAGUGAUGCGGUUGUUUUAGAAGGUGACCCCAGUAUUACUUUAGAGUGUAUAGCAGAUGGUGAACCAGCACCAAACAUUACCUGGACCAAAGUAUAUACUCAUGGCAUUGACAGUGUUGUACUGGGAACUGGGAAUCAGUUUGUCCUUGAAACCAACAGAAAUAACAGUGGAACAUAUCGUUGUACAACAUAUAAUGGGAUAGGAACUGCACCAAAUCGCACGGUGAAAGUUGAAGUUAAUUGUAAGUAGAUAAUUUUAUUUUGUUGGUUUUUAUUUUUCAUAGAAUUUAGGAUUGAUUGUCAUACAUGUACCGUAGUAGGAAAAAAUAAUGCAAAAUAAAACUCCAAAAUGGAAAAAGGUGUAAAUCAACCACAAAAAAAGGUGCGUGAAGAUGUAGCUCUUUUACGAGUGGUAAAGGCAUGUGGGCAAUUUUAAAGGCAUGUGGGCAAUUUUAUUGAAAUACGUUGUGAUAUUUCGAGCAGGGCCUGAAAGAGCUAUACAGCCCAGUAUAGUGUGUUGUGAGAUUUGGAGAGAAUAAAUGAUAUUAAAAAAGCUGCAAGUCAAAAAAGAAAGAAGAGGAGGAGGUAUCAGUCGCCAAUUGCAUUGGACUUGCCACAUGCUCUAAUACUGAUGCAUGAUCAAAUAUUGUUGUUUUCUUCUCUUUAGAUAAACCAGAGAAUUUAAAGUUUAUGGUGAAUGACUCAGUUGUAUGUAAAGGUGAUGUUAUCAGUAUCACCUGCUCAGCAGAUGGUAAACCUGCAGUGCAUACUUAUCAAAUGUUUGAGAAUGAAAUACUAGUUAAUGAUGGAAAAAGCUCAGCUGCGGUAUGGAUAAGGAAAUAUUUAAAAGAAGGAGACUUCAGCUACAAAUGUGUGGCUAAUAACACUGUUGGUACAGCUGAGAAGACUGUAAAUGUCACAGUAAAAGGUACAGUGUGAGAAGUAGUUGUUAUCUGUUACAGUUACUAGCUUACAUAUGGUAAAAGAAUACUGGUGUAGGGUGUGAAGCUUUAAUACCAUUUUCCCCGUAAUGUUGUGCAUUGCGUAUUUAACUUCAAGUGGCAUCGGCACAUGAGUAUUUUUGUCGGUGAGGUUGCUUUUAAUAUUGUGUAUUAGUUUCACUGUUCUUAUAGUUUACAUUAUAAUGAAAUAGAUUAAUUCAGGUGUCACAUGUAAGUUAAAAAAACUGACCACCAGUGCACUUUAGGUGAAAAACAAUCACAGCACUUUGCAGUAUCGUCUUAUGAAGGCUUUUAUAUUCUUACUUUUUUGAAAGAAUCCUGUUUCUUCAAUUGUUAAUUGAUGACUGUCUAGACUCAAUCCUAUCCAGGGCCCAAAUUGAAAAAUGGUCACCUUAAAAUAAAAUAAAAAAAUUGGUCACCCCAUCCACACUCUGUAUUAUGCUACAUGAGAGUCUAGUAAAUCUAAUGAUACUGUACAUGUGCCACAUUUUUAUUUGCCAAAUUGGCAAGUAUGCUGGCUGGCCGAUUAAUGGAAGGAGGGAGAAGAAUUUCAGUGUAUCUCUUAGCUGAGAAACGAACUUCUCAUUUGAAGUGACCUAAUAUAUUCAUAUUAAAAAACCUCCAUAUUGAAAAUGAUGUCUUGACUCACUUGAGAAUUCAUCACCAAACUUCCAAAUGCGAAGUUGAUGGUUAGACUUAAAUGUUGCAUGUAAUAACACAAUCAACGAAAUCAAUGCGAUUUAAUCACCACUCACUUUAGGUGUUUGAGUAUUAGGAAGUUAUGGAACUGCAAGAGGGGAAAAAAGAAAGACAAGGGAUACAGGCAUUUUUCCUUUCAAAACUGGACCGACAACCAAGAAAUUUUUCAUGUUUUUGUUUUUCUUUGUCUGGUGGUUGCUAAUAGGCCACUUUUGAGUUCCUGCGGUUCAGUGAUCUGGUGCCAAAAUUGUGGUGCGAGGACGAGGCUAAGUGUGAAGUGAACAAAUUCGAGGAACAACCUUCCAUUGAGAAUUGUGCAUGCUUUGUCAGAAUGGGGCUAAGGUAAGUGAUGUGUUGGCACUUGAUUGGCAAUAUCAAACACGUAAAAAUGUAUUGUAAAUUUACGUUGUCAUGUACAGUUACAGUUUUCCCUAAGGCUGGAAAUUGUUGUAAAAAUCUGCAGUUUAUAUAUAAUAAAACAUUUUGCCCUACAAUUUUGGAGAACUCUGAGUGACACUUAAUUGUCUCUUUCUUCUAUCCUAGACAAACCUGAGAAUGUCCAGUUAAUGAGUUCUGCCAUGGACGACAAAGCAUGUACGGGAGAAGUCAUCAGCUUUAACUGCUCAGCUAAUGCUAAUCCAGGCGUUACGUCAUACCAGCUGUUUGAGAACGAAACUGCCAUUUUAAAUACAAGUGUCUCGGGGAUGUGGAGCAAGACUUUGGAAAGUAAAGGAGUGUUUGUCUACAGAUGCGUGGCCAAAAACAUUAUAGGAUCAGAAUACAGCAUGAGUGUUACUGUCAACUUGAAUGGUAAGCAAAAUAACCCAAACUAGGGCUUGUUUAAACCGUUCCAUAAGCUAUACACACAUACUGGGCAUGUUCGUGAGUGUACAUACUCCCAGUUGUAGAAGAACAUUGACACUUUACGAGGAUGAUUCAUGAAUGAUAAGACUACAUGUAAACAGCUUUAUGAGAAAUGUUUGCACAGUUGCAUCUCAUUAUAAUAUUUUAUGGCAAAUUGCUGUUUAUGAUAAGCCUUUCUCACAGGAAAGGGUUGUUGGCCUCCAUCAUCUACCACAUGUAACUUAUUGUGGUUAUUAUGGACAUGUGCAUGCAUAAUGUGUUGGGUCUCAUCAUUCAUCGCCAACGAUUUCUAGGUGUCUACCAUUUAGCCACAUAAUGUAUAGGUGCAUGGUCUUAGUUAUCUUGGUGUUUGUAGGUGGUAAUGAAGUCGAAGGGAAUUACUUGUACGUUGUAUGUUGGGGACUAAACGAUGCAGUUGUUAAAGUGCACAAGCUGGUCAUUGGCUACUUUUAAGAUUCACUUUUUUGGGGAAGGAUGAUUCAUGAAUGAUGAGACUACAUGAAUGAUAAGACUACAUGUAAAUAGCUUUAUGGGAAUUUUUGCACAGUUGCAUCUUAUGAUAAUAUUCAUGGUAAAUUGCUGUUUAUGGUUAGCCUUCUCUCACGGGAAAGCACUGUUGGCUUCUAUCAUUUACCACUUGUAACUUAUUGUGGUUAUUAUAGACAUAUGCAUGCAUAAUGCUGUUGAGUCUCAUAACUCAUCGCUAACGAUUUUUAGGUGUCUACCAUUUAGCCAUCUAGUGUAUACACGCAUGAUUUUAAGUAUCAUGAUGUUUGUCGGUGGCAAUUAAGUCGAAAGGAAUUACACGCACUGUAAGUUGGGAAUGAAAUGAUGCAGGUGUUAAAGUGUACAAGCUGAUUAUUAGCUACUUUUAAGAUCCUUUCACAUUUUCACUUUUCUUUUACAGUACCUUCCUCAAUCACCCAAAUAACACAAAUCAGAAUAUAACUGAAGGUAGCAAUGUGACUCUGUCAUGUCACGUGUCUGGAGUCCCCGCACCAACAGUGUCUUGGAUUAAGCCUGGUGGCCAGCGCCACAAUGGACACAUGUUGGAGGUUACACACAUUAACAGGACUCAAGCUGGUGAAUACAGAUAUGAAGCCAGUAAUGAGUGUGGCAAUGCAACAAAAACGGCAACUAUUGAUGUACAGUGUAAGAACAUGCAAAAGUUGUCCUUUGUUACAUGUUGUUUCUUGUAUUUAUUUGUCAAAGUAUAUCGAUUUCCUUCUCUGUAACUUUUUUUUUAGAGAGGCUUGUUUAAUCAUAGCUUCGGCAUCAGGCAGAUAAAGAGGGAGACUCCUUGGUUACUUUGUAAUAUGUAGCUUACAAAGGUUAAUUCUAUUCCGUCACCGCACUGAGGGCUCACGUGAGAUAGCAUUGCGCCUGCGCGAACUCAGUGUGUUGCCGCCUUUGGAGCGAACGGACGUUUGUUUUUUCAACACGCUGAGAAUUUUAGUUUUAAGCGAUAAUUCGCAAAAAAUGCCCGAGACCUCGGAUAAAUCUGAGCUUAAGGGCGAGAAAGACAACUUAAAAAGGAAAAGUAGUGGCUCUAGAAGCGAACACAUUGAAGCAAAUGUUAGAAUCAUCGAAAGAGGAGAUGGCGCCGAUGGCGCCAAAACUGACUCACAUGGUUUACAAGAGCUGGCCGCUACGCUGAGACAGGGCUUCACCCAGAUGUCUCAAGAUUUAUCCAAGACUAUUGCUGAGUCGUUCAAACAGUUUCAGUCAGACUUUGAAAUACAAUAUGUUGACACGGAGGAAGAACAGGAGGCAAAAUCUGCCGAGAAUGACCACGAGGUCAGCGAAGAGCCCCCCACGAAGAAGAAAACUACGAGCUUAGAAGAAGCUGUGACAAAGCUGGCUGACUCAACCGGGGCUCAAAAUAUGCCUUCUAAUGAAGGAAAAUUUGAGGUACUUAACAGCUUGAAACAAGAGCUGAAGAAAGAGGAGACGGGCCCAAGUGUAAACACAGAGCUGGCGAAUGUAGUGAAUGCCAUGCUCAAAGAAGGGCUGCCUGAAGAGAAACUUCAGGAAAAGUUGAACAAGUAUCACAGACCAGAGAACUGUGAAUUCUUGACAAAAGUACGAGUCAAUCAACCAGUAUGGGACCACCUUACUCCAACAGUCCGGUCCCAAGAUGUUAGACUGCAAAAGGUGCAGACAUCCAUCUUCAAAGGAAUGUGCGCGUUGACAAAUAUGAUCGACAAACUCCUUGAGCACUUGUCGUCACUCCCAGCGGGAAACGACCUUCUUCAAAAGUCAACAGAUGCACUUACAUUGUUCGCUAAUGCAAACAGUGAACUCAAUCAAAGACGAAGGGAAUUUAUCAAACCGGAUUUACACGAGGAAUACAAACAUCUUUGCUCCUCGUCGGUUCCGAUCACUGACCAAUUGUUUGGCAAUGAUCUCCCGAAACAAGUGAAAGAAUUGACCGAGGUCAAUCGAGUGGGAAAGAAAGUCUCCACACACAGUGGUCGAUCAACGAACAAGCCUGAUUAUCACAGGCACAACUCUUACGCACAUAGCCGCGGACGCUCAGGAAACCAACAUUACAGGAAGCCUUUUUUAGGCUCGUGGAAAAACGACCACAAACAUCCUCCGAACUUCAAGAGGAAGGAGGAGGGGAAGUCAAAAUGAAUCAGACUGCUAACAACGUUGAGGUAAGAAAUGUGUCAGAGCAACCUAUUAAAAUUACAGGUGGAAGACUGAAACAAUUUACCUCUCAGUGGCAAUGCAUAACCUCAGAUCCUUUCAUACUUAAUAGUGUGAAAAAUUAUAAAAUUGAGUUUGAAAAUGGAGAGCCAAUGCAGUUUAUGCCACCAAAAGAAAUAAAUUUUACAAAACCAGAGCAGGAGGUCAUUGACAAUGAAAUUGAUAAACUGCUGACCAAAGGUGUGAUUUCAGAAACCACACAUUGCCCUGGUGAAUAUAUUUCUACUAUAUUCAUACGCCCUAAGAAAGAUGGAGGGUUUAGAUUAAUUCUAAACUUAAAGAAUUUGAAUGAACAUGUGGAGUAUCAACAUUUUAAGAUGGAUACCUUACAAUCGGCAAUAAGGCUUAUGACUCCAAACUGUUAUAUGGCCUCAGUAGACCUGCGUGACGCAUACUACUCAGUGCCAAUUCACAAAGAUGAUCAAAAAUAUCUGAGGUUUUGCUGGAAAGGUAGAUUGUUUCAGUUUACAUGUCUACCAAAUGGUCUGGCUUGUGCACCCCGACUCUUCACAAAAAUCCUUAAGCCAGUGUAUGCUACGCUGCGCCAGAAGGGUCACCUAAAUGUAGGCUAUAUUGAUGACUCUUAUUUACAAGGGGAGAGCGUGGAGGACUGCCAAGCCAAUAUUAAUGAUACCUGUGACUUAUUUUCAACAUUGGGUUUUAUCCUACAUCCUGAUAAGUCGGUCUUACAGCCAGUUCAAGUCCUUACAUUUCUGGGAUUUGUCUUGGAUUCAGUUAAUAUGACUGUCUCCUUAACACAGGAAAAAAUCCAGCGCAUAAGGGAAAGAUGCAAGAAAAUGAUGGAGCUUGUUGAGCUCCCAAUCCAGGAACUAGCUAGCUUUAUAGGGCUUUUAGUGUCAAGUUUUCCUGGAAUCUUAUAUGGACCACUGUAUUAUAGACAACUUGAGAGGGAUAAAACUACAGCCUUAAGACAAAACUAUGGCAAUUAUAAUGCUCAAAUGAGAUUAUCCCAAGAAAGCUUUUCAGAGAUAAAGUGGUGGUAUGAUAACAUACAGACAAAUAACUACCCCAUAUUAUUGCCUAAUUCAAAGGUUGAUGUAAUAAUUUACACCGAUGCAUCAACUAAAGGAUGGGGAGCUGUCAAAGAGACAGAGAAAAUAGGGGGUAGAUGGUCAGAGGAAGAAGCAAAAUAUCACAUUAAUUGUCUUGAGCUGUUAGCUGCAAUUUUUGGACUUAAGGCAUUUUGCAAAAAUGAGCAAGGCAUUCACGUUAAGAUUUACUCUGAUAACUCUACAACUGUGAACUAUAUUAAUGCUAUGGGAGGUGUACAUUCUAGGGAAUGUCACACUAUUGCUAAAGAUAUUUGGCAGUGGUGCAUAGAAAAACAAAUAUGGUUAACAGCUGCUCACAUCCCAGGGACCAAAAAUGUUGAGGCAGAUCGGGAAUCACGCGUUUUCUCAGACAACAAGGAAUGGAUGAUAAGAUCUGAUAUUUUCCAACAGAUCACAGAUAUCUGGGGGGAGCCCUCCAUAGACCUCUUUGCAUCCAGACUAAAUCAUCAGGUUCCAUGCUAUGUAUCCUGGAAACCUGACCCAGGGGCAGCCUUUAUUGAUGCAUUUUCUGUAACAUGGGAUAAACACUUGUUCUAUGCUUUCCCUCCUUUCAGUUUAAUUGCAAGAUGCCUACAGAAAAUACAAACCGAUUGUGCAGAGCGAUUGAUGAUAGUUCCAAUGUGGCCAACCCAGAGUUGUUUUCUCAAACUUCUUCGCAUGUUAGUGGCUGCUCCAAGAGUGUUACCACAACAACGAACUGCCUUACAAAUGCCGGGGAUGCCACAAGAAAUCCACCCCCUAUUCAGGAAAAUGGUUCUGAUUGCAUGCAGAUUGUCUGGCAGUCCUAUGAGACACAAGGAAUUUCUCAAAAGGCAACCUCCAUCAUCUUACAGUCCUGGAGGAAAGGAACUUCAAAGCAGUAUUCAUCUUACAUCAAAAGAUGGACUACAUAUUGUCAUAAAAAACAGAUUGAUCCAGUUCCUGCCACUGUCCCCCAGGCACUAGAUUUUUUAGUGGAGCUAUUUGAGUCAGGCAUCGGUUACAGUGGUAUUAACACUGCAAGGUCUGCUCUAUCCAGUGUCUUAAAGCCUGUGGACGGGAUGACUUUUGGAGCACAAGAGAGUGUUAAGAGGUUCUUAAAAGGAGUUUACGAAGCAAGACCCUCCAACCCAAGAUAUACUGAGACAUGGGAUGUGAGCAAGGUUCUGAACUAUCUUAAGACAAUCUCUAUUACAGACUGCUCACUAAAGGAUCUGACUUUAAAAUUAGUCACUUUAAUGUCAUUAGUAUCAGCUCAACGGGGGCAGACAAUUCACUACUUGUCUUUGGAGGACAUGGUUGUUUCAGAAACUUCUGUGACUUUUAUUAUCUCCAGGCCUAUUAAACAGUCUAAGCCAGGGUCGAAACCCACUGUUGUUAAGUUUGAAGCUUACCCGGACAACCCUUUUGUGUUGUCACUACCUUGAAGGCAUAUCUUAAUCGUACCUCUUCUCUACGUGGAGGUGCACAACAAUUGUUUAUUAGUCAUUACAAGCCAUUUAAACCAGUUUCCCGGGACACCAUCAGUAGAUGGGUCAAAGCUGUAAUGCAAAAGUCAGGAAUUGAUGUAAACCUUUUCAAGCCCCACAGUACUAGGGCUGCCGCAACAUCUAAGGCUUUGUUGAAAUCUGUACCAUUAGAGCACAUCCUAUCAGUUGCAGGAUGGAGCUCAUCUGACACUUUUGCAAAGUUUUAUAGCAAGCCUGUUAUCAACACAGAUAGCUUUUCUAACGUUUUGUUACAAGAGUAAAGUUAAUAAACUGUUUUUGACCAAUAUGACUUGCUUGGUUGGUCAUUACUCUAUUCAUGUGUGCAGUGGGCUUUGAAGUCUCACGUGAGCCCUCAGUGCGGUGACGGAAUAGAAUUGGAAAAUUAAACGAGACUUACCUAUAAGUUGAAGUUUGAUUGAAAUUCUAUCCGUCACCAAGCACUGAGGGAUUACGUGCCCUCCCUUUUAAGGCCCUCCCAUUUUGCUGGUCAGGGUUUUCUUUCCCCUGCACACAUGGCAAGUGCUUUAAAAACUGAGUUCGCGCAGGCGCAAUGCUAUCUCACGUAAUCCCUCAGUGCUUGGUGACGGAUAGAAUUUCAAUCAAACUUCAACUUACAGGUAAGUCUCGUUUAAUUUUCCAAUUAAACUGUAUUUAUAAAUUGUGUGUUUUGUCCUCAGACAAACCUGAGAAUGUUCAGUUAAUGAGUUCUGCCAUGAACGACAAAGCAUGUAGGGGAAUAGCCAUGAGCUUUAACUGCUCAGCUAAUGCUUAUCCAGGCGUAACGUCAUACCAGCUGUUUGAGAACGAAACUGCCAUUCUAAACACUAUUGUCUCGGGGAUGUGGAGCAAGACUUUGGAAAGUGAAGGAGUUUUUGUUUACAAAUAACUCUUUAGGAUCAGAAUACAGCAUGAGUGUUACUGUCACCGUGAAUGGUAAGCAAAUAGUCCAAAUUGUGUUUAUUCGAGAACAAUUUGAAAAACUACACACAUAAAGACAGCAUUUGCAUGAGCGAACAGACACUCGAUUACGAAAACGUUGACACUUAUAAAGCAGGAUCCAUGAUUGAUGGGACUCAACGGCCUUAUGCGAAAUGUUUGCUCUGUGGCAUUCCAUUAUUCAGGAACAUCUCUAUCGAUGUUCAUUCUUUUCUUGCAUGAAAACGUUGAGGCUUUUAUCAUUUGCCACAUGCAACAAUAUGUAUACAAGGUUGUCAUGUACAUUUUUAUCCAUAAAGCCGCUGGGUCUCAUCGCUCGUUGCUAAUAUUUUUUUGGGUGUCAACGUUUUUGGCAAUCGAGUGUAUAUGUGCAUAUUCUUAUGUUUUUAUUUGUGAAAGACAAUCGAGCUGAAGAGGAAUAAAAGCACAUUUAUAUUAGGGAAGCAAUGAUCUUUGUGCUUAAGCCUGCAAUUAUCCUAAUAACACAAGAUCAGAAUGUAACUGAGGGUCGCAAUAUGGCUCUUAUUUGUAAUGUUUUUGGAAUUCCUCCACCAAUGGUGUCUUGGAUGACACCUGAGAGUCAACGUGUUAGUGGAUACAGGUUGGAGAUUACAAACAUUCACAGGAGUCAAGCUGGUGAAUACAAACGUGAAGCCAGUAAUGAAUGUGGCAAUGCAACAGAGACAGCAAACAUUAUUGUGCUGCGUAAAUUUGACAGUUCCUUUUCCUUAAAAGUUUGCGUUUAUCUGUAUGUUUUGUAAAUAUACACUCUGACGAUGGCUAUUGUCACAUGUAUAAUGUACAUGUGCACAUUUUGUAUUAAUUGGGUUUAAGGUAUCGCUUAUUUCACACAGAUUAAGGCAUGUAAUUUGUAAUACAGUCAGACCUCUCUUAUGCAAACACCAAAGGGUCAUUGUAAAAUAAUCUCAUCAUUUUACGACUUUUAUCAUAUCACGUUCAGUCUUAUUCUGCUACUUUAUCAAAUUAUCCCUUAAUUUUUGUUUUAUUUUUACACUGAUUUAUGUACACUAAAUUACCGACUCAAUGUAGAAAAACCAGAGAAUGUACAAUUUAAAACUUCUGGGAUCGACGGCAAAGCAUGUCAGGGUGAUACUAUUGCCUUAAAAUGCUCAGCUGAUACUAAGCCAGAAGUGACGACCUACUAGCUGCUUAAAAAUUACACUACCAUGACCCUCAGCCUUUCAGGGAUGGGGAGCGAAACAUUGGUAAGUGGAGGAGUGUUUGUCUACAGAUGUGUGGCUAACAACACUGUAGGAACAGUAUCUAGUAUGGAUGUUACUGUUACUGUGAAUGGUAAGCCUUGA
Messenger RNA from Pocillopora meandrina, 10063 nucleotides. Lineage: Eukaryota; Metazoa; Cnidaria; Anthozoa; Scleractinia; Pocilloporidae. The record is from the annotation of a GenBank genome assembly.